Messenger RNA from Neoarius graeffei (lesser salmon catfish), 1613 nucleotides. It is a transcript of the gene c1h1orf35, whose product is annotated as chromosome 1 C1orf35 homolog. Lineage: Eukaryota; Metazoa; Chordata; Actinopteri; Siluriformes; Ariidae. The transcript is spliced from 8 exons. The record is from RefSeq and is a predicted model, not a curated record. The coding region runs from base 370 to 1212 and encodes 280 amino acids.
GUUGUUUCCGUGUGUUUAUAAUGCCGGUUUAAAAUUAUUUAUAUUUCCCCGUUCCCAUAGCAACGACGUUCUCCCGGUUUUUGACGCUUGGAAUUGUGAACGGUUGAAAAGGCGGAAGUGUCGGAUUGGGACGCGACCCUGAGUGAACUCCGCCCCACAGCGCCCUCUGGCGGUUACCACGGCAACAGCCGAGGCGGAAGUGAACCUGCUCGAUCGAUACACGUGAAAAUGCAGAAGAUCUGAAGAACAAACUCAGAGUCCGAGAGAGAAGAGAGUGAGAGAGAGAGAAGGAGAGAGAGAGGAAGAGAGAAGGGGAGAGAGAGAGAGUGAAGGAGAGAAGGAGAGAGAGAGAAGAGAGUGAGAGUGAAGAUGUUCGGCUCUUCGAGGUCAGGAGGAGUGAGAGGGGGACAGGACCAGUUCAACUGGGACGAUGUGAAAGUGGACAAACACAGGGAGAACUAUCUGGGGAACUCCCUGAUGGCUCCAGUGGGACGCUGGCAGAAGGGAAAGGACCUGACAUGGUUUAAUAAAGAUAAACAGAGCUCAGGGACGCAGGACAGACAGCAGGAGCUCCGAGCGGUGAGAGAGGCGGAGCACAACGCCAUGAUGGUUGCACUGGGUCAUAAAACUGUGCAGAAGCGUCCAGCCGGUCUAACGAAGGAGGAUUUGGUGGACGUGUGUAGAAGGGAGGGAGACGGGGAAGAACGAGACGUGGACCGAGUCUCCGGGUUGGGAAGCUCCAGUGGUGGAGGUCGGAGGAUGAUUUUGUCCAAGCAGGAGAAGGAAGCUGUGAAGAUGGGUCUCCCGGUGUUUACUCAUCAUAAGGUGGCCGGAGGUGAAGCCACAGCUGCCAAGAAACCUGAAGACACGUGGAUAGAAGAAGAGACUAAAAGUGACAGAACUGACAGCCACAAGAAAAAUAAAAAGGAGAAGAAGAGCAAAAAGGAGAAAAAGAAGAAGAAAGAGAAGAAGCGCUGCAGGAAAGAGUCGUCUUCUGACUCCGAGUCCGACUCGGACUCUGACCGUAAAAGACGUAAGCAGCACUACAAGGACCAGCGACGUGACUCCAGCCCAUCACGUGGCACUCAGAGAGAAUACGAUGCUCAUGACAGGCGUUCAGAUCGGGGGUCAAAGGCCAGGCAUCGAAACCCGUCCCCUUCAUCCAGGGACCGCCCACCCCGGCAUCGCCAUGACACCGAGUCAGACGACUGAUGUCCAAGUGAAACAGCGGAUCCUCAGAUUAAUCAGCUUAUUAACACACAGAGUAUUAGGAUCAAGUGUGUGUUCAUUACACUGAGAGUGUAUCAGGGAUUACUACACCUGUAACGUGUGUGUGGUUCAUCCAUCCAUUAUCUGUAGCCUUUUAUCCUGUAGGGUCACAGGCGGGCUGGAGCCUAUCCCAGCUGACUAUGGACAAGUCGCCGGGUCAUUACAGGGCUGUGAGCUUUAUUUUGUAUACAAUUUAUUUUCUGUACCGGAGUGAAAUUUUAUCUUUUUAAUUAAGGAGAACCUUUUGUUUCUUAUAAAUGUUGUUCUAAGGUUGUUAGUACACACACGGCCACUGGAAUGUUUGUGAAAGCCUACAUGAAUAAACUGCAGUUGGGUUUUUUGGU